This is a messenger RNA of Labrus mixtus (cuckoo wrasse), 1667 nucleotides long. RefSeq names its product glycosyltransferase 1 domain containing 1 (gene glt1d1). Lineage: Eukaryota; Metazoa; Chordata; Actinopteri; Labriformes; Labridae. The coding region runs from base 295 to 1326 and encodes 343 amino acids. Gene Ontology annotation, molecular function: glycosyltransferase activity. The record is from RefSeq and is a predicted model, not a curated record. The transcript has 12 exons.
UAAAUAAAGUCCUCAAAAACAAAAAUACUGAGUUUUUGUUUUUCUUCCCUUGUGUGUUUCCGAGGGACCAUUUCGCAGACGGACUUGUAAACAUUUCAGUGUGCUUUGCUCACGUCUACAGCUUUGCGCUGUGUGUGUGAGUUGCAGGCAUGGAUCCAGGAAAUGUGAUAGCAGUGGAGUCAAGCGAGCUUACAAAACAACACAAGCUCUGCUAUUUUCAAUGUGUCGUCUAUUUUUCAAUAUUUUACCAGUACAUUUUACCAGUUAGCUCGUUAGACAAGUCUAUUUGAAGAAAUGAAAAUACUUUUUCUUGCCUGUCUCAGUCCCAAAACUGGAAACCACACAACAGCUGAGAGAAUAAGAUCCCACAUUGAGUCAGCAGGUCACACCUGUGAGCUCAGAGAUGCAGCAGAUUUUCAGACCCCUGCUGAGGUGGCAAACCUCAUACCUCGAAAUCCUCCAUUUGAGGCUGCACUGGCCAUUCAUCUGUUCCGGGCAGGCAGGCUUCUUUUAGACAUCCAAGUCCCCUUUGGCGUUAUCUUUGGUGGAACAGACAUAAAUGAAGAUGUGAAAGUUGAGAAGAAGCGUGUGGUUAUGGAGCAGGUGCUACUGAAAGCCAGGUUUGCUGUUGCAUUUACUGACAAACUGAAAGAAGAGGCAGAGUUAUUUUUGCUGUCCCCAAGCAGUAAGAUCUAUGUCCAGCCCCAAGGGAUCCGCUCAGAAGUGACUGAAGACUUCUGCUGGACUGACUUCUUGAGGAGCUCAGGUGUAAGCAGUGAGCCUGUGGACGAGCUGCGUGUUUUCCUGCUGGUGUGCGGCCUCAGGAGAGUCAAGGACCCACUCUAUCUGUUGCAUGUUUUCUCAGAGUGGCAUUGUGAGAACCCGCUGAAUGUGUUGGUCAUUAUUGGGCCAAAGAUUGAUCCUGUGCUUACAGCUGAGGUGGAGGCAAUUGUUCAAAGAACAGCAGGGGUCUUCUUGGCCCAGGAGAGAAGCCAGCAGGAGCUUCAUGCUGCCAUGAAAAGGUGCUCCGCCGUGGUCAACAGCUCCGUAUCAGAGGGCAUGUCCGCUGCCAUCUUGGAGGCCAUGGAUCUCGGGGUACCCGUGUUGGCCCGGGACAUUCCAGGAAACGCAGCUGUAGUUCAACAUGAGCUCACCGGCCUGCUGUACUCAUCACCUCAGGAAUUCGUACAUCAAUCCCAGAGGCUCCUGUCAGAUCCUGCGCUCAGAGAGAGAGUGGUAAGGAAUGGGAAACUGUACGUGGAAGAGUGUCACGGGCUGAAGCAGGAGAGAGAAACCUACCAGCAGCUGGUGAACACUUUGCUCUGAGCUUGUCUUACAAUUCAACCUCUCUUAUAUAUACUAUACUAUACUUUCUCAGGAACCUUAGCAUCAAAGAAUGGGGCAUUAAAUUGUUGUUUUUACCUAGCAAAUGUAAUAAUUAUCAAAGUUGUCUUGUCCAUCAAAAAAAACAAAAUAAAAUAGGUUACAAGGUGCCUGUGUAAAAUAGCGGGUUUUAUCUGAAGUGCCUUAUUGAACAUAUUCUGCAGAGCACUUUGAACUUAACAACCUGGGUAGAAAUUGUUGUUGGAUUUGAUAAAAAUUGGAAUGUAUUUGGAAUGGAUGACAUACUGCUAUUUAUGGUUUUGUAUAAAUAUAGAAAAACACUG